CUGAUCAUUAGGCGGACUCAUUUCCGGGCAGUGCCACGGUGUUGAGAAGAGAGUAGAACACAAAGAACAAACACAAACAAUUGUGAGGAGACAAAAAUGGAGAAAUCUUUUACGGAAUCCAAAAGAUGCACAAACUCCAAACGCCUUCUCUUCGAUCGUCGCUACGGUUGGGUGAUUGAUGAAUGGAAAGACCCUUCGGAAGAAGCUUUGGCAGGUGGCCGAGGAAUGUUCUGCAUAGUGCCCCUCGCAAAAACUCUGGUUAACUCAGUCACACAGAUGGUUAAUAUUGCAGCAAUAUCCACAGUUAAAGCUCUUGAAAAUCCAGAGCUACUUUCACCUCAGGUACUACAAGUAGGUCUGCAUCAAAGGCUUGAGAAAUUCACGUCGUCCAUUCAAAACUCAGCAUUUCACUUUGGCUUCCAGAAAGUAACUUCUCCUUCAGUUUCUACUAGUUCCUUGCAUCUACAUGAUGAAAGAAUUGAUCACAGUUAGCUGAAUAAAAAUUGAUCCUCACUUACAAGAGACUUGAGAGAUUAAGGUAUUGUACUUGACAAGGAAAUUAACUUUGAUAUGCUCUUUCUUUUUCCCCAUCUUCAAAGUUAUUGUUUUAUUUAGUUACAACUAUUUUGUUUAAUAACCCACCCCAGUCCCCACCAAUCCAAGGGCGCCUACAAAGUCUAUUUGGAUUGACUUGUUCUAAGUGGGGGAAAAAUGGUAUUUGUAAGCACUUAAUAAAUCAAUCUAAAAAAAUAGUAAUGGUAAUAAAAUUUCAAAAAAA
Molecule: messenger RNA, 778 nt
Organism: Benincasa hispida (wax gourd)
Lineage: Eukaryota; Viridiplantae; Streptophyta; Magnoliopsida; Cucurbitales; Cucurbitaceae
Source: RefSeq, a predicted model, not a curated record